Molecule: messenger RNA, 1638 nt
Organism: Penicillium alfredii
Lineage: Eukaryota; Fungi; Ascomycota; Eurotiomycetes; Eurotiales; Aspergillaceae
Product: putative extracellular lipase
Exons: 2
Coding region: 1-1638 (545 amino acids)
Source: RefSeq, a predicted model, not a curated record
AUGACGGUAUUCCCCACGCGUCCCUCGGUCACUCUUCCACAAGGCCAGGUAGUGGGAAUUGAGCUCAACAAGUCAUUCCCGCAAAUCAUCGAUGCCUUUCUAGGUGUCCAAUAUGCCCUGCCACCUGUUGGGGAAAGACGAUUCAGACCUGCAGCCAAAGUCCCCAACUCAAUAGACACCAUCGAUGCCUCCAAGUUUGGCCCCGCAGCUCCUGGGAAAGCUCUGCUGUCUGCCGGGCCGAAACUCGAGCAAAGCGAGGACUGCUUAACUGCAAACAUCUUUCGGCCAUCUGGAACCACGGAUAACGAAAAGCUGCCGGUGGCAAUCUACCUGCAUGGGGGUGCUUUCAAUCGCGGAGCCGCUGCAAUGCACGACACCGCAUCUAUGGUGGCUUGGUCCGAGGCGCCUUUCGUGGCUGUCAGCUUCGGGUAUCGCAUAGGAGCACUUGGAUUCCUGCCCUCCAGCCUGAGUAAGAAGGAGGGUGUGCUGAAUCUGGGACUGCGUGACCAGGUGCAUCUGUUUCAGUGGGUACAAGAGAACAUCGACAAAUUCGGUGGCGAUCCUGGAAAUGUCACCUUGUUUGGGCUGUCUGCCGGAGCACACUCGAUCGGCCACCAUCUUCUCAGCUAUGACGAACAAAAGCCUUACUUGUUUCAUCGCGUUAUCUUGGAGUCUGGUGCGGCUACAUCCCGGGCCGUACGUCCCUACGAUGCAAAAGUCCACGAGCAACAAUUUGCAGACUUCCUCAAAGAGGUCGGGUGCCCGAAGGAUCUGCCGGGGUCUGAGAUAUUCUCCUUUCUGCGGUCACUGCCAAGCUCAACCGUCACCAAAGCGCAAACUGCCGUGUUCGACAAGUAUAACCCAUCGCUUCGAUGGGCGUUCCAGCCAGUGAUCGACGGCGAUAUCAUUACCCGCAAGCCACUUGACGCAUGGAACUCCCAGAUGUGGAAUAAAGUGCCCAUCAUGACGGGCUUCAACACCAACGAGGGCACGUUUUACGUCGACAAGAAGAUGUCGGAUCCAUCUCAAUUCCGCGCAUUCUGGCAUAGUCUUCUCCCCGAGCUAUCAUCUUCAGACCUAGACACGAUCGAGAAACUUUACCCUGACCCGAGUACCGAUUCUUCGUCGCCAUACAUCGACACCCGGAAGGGACACGGCCUCGGAUCCCAGUAUAAGCGUAUCGAGGCUGCUUAUGCCCACUAUGCCUAUGUGGCCCCCGUCCGUCAGACGGCACAAUUUGCGUCAUCGCAGGGAGUACCUGUCUAUCUAUACCAUUGGGCAUUGCCACGAACCGUCGUGGGUCGCGCGAACCAUGGUGAUAAUAUGUACUACGAGACCUACACCAGCACCAUCACCGGGCUCUCGGAUUCACAGAAAGAGCUCUCUGGUACCCUCCAUGCGUACCUUACAAGCUUUAUUACUACGGGUGAUCCCAACGCUUUGCCGGGCCGAUAUGCUCAAAGGCCGCAGUGGAGACCCUACAAGCCAGAUGUUGCAAAGGUCCUGAUAUUCGGAGAAGACAAUGAGGAAUUAAUUGGAGGCGCGGUGGGUCCUGCUGCAAAAUUCGCGGACGAUGACUGGGCCCGCGAGGAAACGGAGUUCUGGUGGUCGAAGGUUGAGAUUUCGCAGCUUGCUUGA